This is a messenger RNA of Juglans regia (Persian walnut), 2033 nucleotides long. RefSeq names its product L-ascorbate oxidase. Gene Ontology annotation, cellular component: extracellular region. The coding region runs from base 130 to 1863 and encodes 577 amino acids. The record is from RefSeq and is a predicted model, not a curated record. Lineage: Eukaryota; Viridiplantae; Streptophyta; Magnoliopsida; Fagales; Juglandaceae. Gene Ontology annotation, molecular function: oxidoreductase activity; copper ion binding. The transcript is spliced from 5 exons.
CAUUGGUGUAUACAAAUAAUCUCAUUCUUCAAAAUAACCGCCCUUGGGAGGAUUAGACAAUACCCAUUUCUGCUUACUAUUCUUGGACAUUGUCCCGAUAUCUCAAUAAGUAGAUUCAACAUUAAAGACAUGGCUGGCGGCCUUAUGCAAUGCCGGAGAAUAAUGUUGAAGUUGCUGGCUUUGUGUUUUAUCAUCUACUUGCAGUAUGCACAAGUUGCAGAGGCAAGAAUUCGGCAUUACAAAUGGAACGUCAAGUAUGAGUUCAAGUCCCCUGAUUGCUAUAAGAAGCUGGUUAUCACCAUCAAUGGUAGAACUCCAGGACCAACAAUCAUAGCCCAGCAAGAUGACACCAUCAUUGUUGAGGUUACGAACAGUCUAAUAACAGAAAACCUUUCAAUCCAUUGGCAUGGAAUCCGACAGAUUGGAACGCCAUGGAGUGAUGGAACAGAGGGAGUAACUCAAUGUCCAAUUUUACCUGGGGAAACAUUUAAGUACCAGUUUAAGGUUGAUAGGCCUGGGACUUAUUUAUACCACGCGCACUAUGGAAUGCAAAGAGAAGCAGGGCUAUAUGGAUCAAUCCGAGUAUCACUUCCUGAUGGAAAGUCAGAACCUUUUGCCUAUGAUUAUGAUCGCAGCAUCAUCCUUACCGAUUGGUACCACCAAAGUACUUACGAACAAGCCACUGGAUUGUCCUCCAAUCCUUUUGUCUGGGUUGGGGAGCCUCAGUCACUUCUGAUCCAAGGAAAAGGAAAGUUCAGCUGCUCUAGUGUACCAAGUCCAGCCGGGGUUUGUAAUUCAUCAAACCCAGAAUGCUCUCCAUAUGCGAUUACUGUAAUCCCAGGAAAAACAUAUCGACUAAGGGUUGCUAGCUUAACUGCUCUGUCCGCUCUUAGUUUUCAAAUAGAGGGUCACAAUAUGACUGUGGUUGAGGCAGAUGGGCACUAUGUGGAACCAUUUGUUGUGAAAAACCUUUACCUAUAUUCUGGAGAGACAUACUCUGUCCUUGUAAAGGCCGAUCAAGACCCUUCAAGAAAUCAUUGGAUCACAACUAAUGUGGUUGGCCGGCCACCUAACACCACCGUGGGCGUCGCAGUUCUCAAUUAUUACCCGAACCAUCCACGGCGAUCACCUCCAACGAUACCACCGACUGGCCCCAUUUGGAAUGACACCGCCGCCCGGUUGGCGCAAAGUCAAGCCAUCAAGUCUCACAGUGGUUAUAUCCACACCCCUCCUCCAACCUCGGAUAGAGUCAUUUUGAUGCUCAACACUCAAAAUACAAUAGAUGGUUAUCGUCGUUGGUCAGUAAACAAUGUCUCUUUCAACCUGCCCCACACCCCUUACCUUAUUGCACUCAAACAGAAUCUCCACCAUGUGUUCCAACAGACCCCAUUAUCUGAUGGGCACGAGUUUUUGAACUACGACAUCUACAGCGUAGCCAAUAACUCAAAUGCGACUUCCAGCAAUGCCAUUUACAGGCUAAAGUUCAAUAGCACAGUAGAUAUUAUACUUCAAAACGCAAACACCAUGAACAUUAACAACAGUGAGACGCAUCCAUGGCAUCUCCACGGUCACGAUUUCUGGGUCCUUGGCCACGGAAGUGGCAGGUUUAACAUCUCGACCCACCCAAAGCAAUAUAACUUGGUGAACCCAAUAAUGAAGAACACAGUGCCUGUUCAUCCAUAUGGUUGGACUGCACUGAGGUUCCGAGCAGAUAAUCCAGGCGUUUGGGCUUUCCAUUGCCAUAUAGAAUCUCAUUUCUUCAUGGGGAUGGGGAUGGUGUUUGAGGAAGGCAUAGAUAGGGUUGGAAAGUUGCCUUCUUCCAUUAUGGGUUGUGGUGAGAGCAAAGGAUUGGGAAGGCCAUGAUAUCAUUAAUUAGAUUUAUUCCCACAUUGUUUCUGCUUUUUUCGAGUAUUACAAUUCUUAUUCUUUUAUUGUAGUUGCUGUAUCAUUGGACACGAACAAAUUGUACUUUUCUUAAGAAAUUAAUGUAAUGUAUGAGGAUCUAAUUGUUCAAAAAAAUUGAACUCCGUCUC